GGAGGAGCAGAGUUGAACCUUCUCAUCUGCUGUAACCAGGGACCUGAGCAAUACUGACAACAUGGCAGUGACGGGCUGCACCAAGUGCAUUAAAUACAUGUUAUUUUUCUUUAAUUUUAUUUUCUGGCUGGCCGGAGGUGUGAUCUUAGGGGUGGCCCUGUGGCUCCGUCACGACAACCAAACCAGCUCCCUGCUCGUACUUAAAUUUGAAGGCCACCAGGCACCAGGCACCUUCUACAUCAGUGUGUACAUUCUGAUAGCUGUCGGGGCGGUGAUGAUGUUUGUGGGUUUCUUAGGUUGUUAUGGUGCCAUCCAGGAAUCUCAGUGCCUCCUGGGGACGUUCUUCUUCUUUUUGGUGGUCUUCUUUGCCUGUGAAGUGGCAGCAGGGAUCUGGGGUUACACGAACCGCAACACCAUCGCUAAAGAACUGAUCAACUUCUACGACUCCGCUUACAACAAGGCCUUCGACGCCUCCUCCCCCAGCAAAGAGUCCGCCGUCAAAAUCCUGGAGGUGUUUCACACCACGCUUGACUGCUGUGGGAAAGGAGAUGACAGUCCCCUCUUUGCUCAAAUCGCCAGCUCUGUGUGUCCCCAAAAGUCUGCAGAAAGCGUCCGGCAAUCUCAAAGCUGUCAUGUGAGGAUGAUCGAGCUUUUCUCUGAGAAGCUCUACCUGAUCGGCCUGGCCUCCCUGGUUGUGGCUGUCAUCAUGAUCUUUGAGAUGAUCUUCACCAUGGUCCUCUGUUGUGGGAUCCGCAACACCCCGGUGUAUUAGGACUACGUGGGCAGCAACGGUCCAGAGAAAGCCUUAAGGGAUAACUUAAUAAUACAUUCCGUGUACAGUAGUAGUUCACCUUCCUCAUGAAUAUAUUACAGCGCAAUGGAAAUUUCAAGUUAGAGGAUAGUGAAUAGAGCUAUAUCAGUUUUUUCUUCUUUUUUUUUUGAUGAAGCUAAUCCUAAUGAUAUUAUAAUAUUACAUGCAAGUGUGUUUGCCUUUGUUACAUAGUCUGCAAUAGUUUGUUUCAAACAGGUCCUCCAUGUGUUUCAUACAGAACUUGAGUUUGUUAUAUAUUGUGAAAUGUGUCUCCAACGUCAUUGACCGGGAGGCACUGAUACCACGUAAGAAGGCAUUUCUCUUUUUGAGGGUGUAUAAACUUGUGUAUAUAUAUAUAUAUUCAGCAUAUUUUAAUACCGCUUAGUCAAUUGUUUGCGAUGGAUCGCCAUACAGUAUACCAAUUUUGUGUAAUUUAAUCAGAAGGGUUUCAGUUGUGCAGGUUAUUGUAUGCCAGUAAUUAUCAGAAGGGCAUAUUGGGCAAGGGGAUGGUAGUUUACAGUGUGCAUGGCCCCCUUCACACCUGACAUCAACAUGUGUCUCUCCAUCUGGGCUGUGACUUAGCUGGAUCACAUGAUCAUAUGUCUGUGACGUCCACACUGAGAUAGGACUGCGCUGUCCUGCACAAAAUGCACAUCACCCCAUG
Lampris incognitus (smalleye Pacific opah) is the source of this 1475-nucleotide messenger RNA. RefSeq names its product CD81 antigen-like. The coding region runs from base 62 to 772 and encodes 236 amino acids. The record is from RefSeq and is a predicted model, not a curated record. NCBI's taxonomy places the organism in Eukaryota, Metazoa, Chordata, Actinopteri, Lampriformes, Lampridae. The transcript is spliced from 8 exons. Gene Ontology annotation, cellular component: membrane.